This is a messenger RNA of Lepus europaeus (European hare), 1613 nucleotides long. RefSeq names its product COMM domain containing 10 (gene COMMD10). The transcript has 7 exons. Lineage: Eukaryota; Metazoa; Chordata; Mammalia; Lagomorpha; Leporidae. Bases 21 to 629 code for a protein of 202 amino acids. The record is from RefSeq and is a predicted model, not a curated record.
GGGGCGGGGCGGCUUCCAGGAUGGCGGCGUCCGCGGCGCUGCUGCUGCGGGAGGGCCCCAGCAUGAAAAAAGCCGUGACUCUGAUCAAUGCGAUAGACGGAGGACGAUUUCCGCGGCUGCUUACCCGAAUCCUGCAGAAACUCCACCUGAAGGCCGAGAGCAGUUUCAGCGAAGAAGAGGAAGAAAAACUUCAAGCUGCUUUUUCUCUAGAGAAACAGGAUCUUCACCUAGUUCUUGAGACAAUAGCGUUUAUUUUAGAACAGGCCGUGUAUCACAACGUGAAGCCGGCGGCUCUGCAGCAACAGUUACAGAACAUCCAUCUGAGCCAAGACAAAGCAGAGGCGUUUGUCAGCGCCUGGGCUUCCACGGGUCAAGAGACAGUCGAGAAGUUCAGGCAGAGGAUCCUGGCUCCCCACAAGCUGGAGACAGUCGGAUGGCAGCUUAACCUCCAGAUGGCUCACUCCGCUCAGGCCAAACUCAAGUCUCCCCAGGCUGUGCUACAGCUGGGAGUGAGCACUGAGGAUUCCCAGAGCCUAGAGAAAGUGCUUGUGGAGUUCAGUCACGAAGAGCUGUUUGAUUUCUACAACAAGCUGGAGACCAUACAAGCACAGCUGGAUUCCCUCAUGUGAAGUUUCUGAAGCCUGCUUUCUCCACCACAUGUCUGCCCCUCGUUGUUUUGCACUGAAACUGGAUUGCCGGGUUCUGUUUUCUGCAGGAUCCAGCCGCCGGCCUUUUGCACGUUUUAUAGCUUAUCGCCGCUGAGACAGACAACCGUCCAGGGAGCACGUGGUGAAGAACACUGGGGCUCUCACAUGUGUUCGGAGCCAGCGACCGUGUUAAGAACACCUUGGCUUUAAAGGAGGCAAACGUGCAUAUCAUGUUGUUUUUUGCUUUGCUCUUGUUGCUUUAUUGCUGGCCUGUUUAUUUUUUACGAACUUGAUGACACCUUGAUGUGUCAUGGAGAUCGGGGAUACAGCGCGCACCCCAGCAGACAGAGCUGCAGUGUCAUGUUAAUGUGGUUCAGAAAACAGACGCCCGAGUCAGUAUAGCACGCCGUCUUCCCUUGCCUAUGAUGAGUGUAUUCUGCUUGAGAAAUGACAAAGGAAGAAAUUUACAAUAGAACUGCUGGUAUUGCAUCAGUCAUUUCCAGUGUGACUGUCUCCAUUGUUUUAAUUUUUUCCCUGAGUUUAAUGAUUUAAUUGUAGCUCCGGUUUUGUGUGCUUUUCUCUGUGUUGCAAAUUUGUAAUGAUUCACUUCUUACUGUAGGAAACAAGACUCAGAUCCUGAAUAAAAAUAAUUGUAAUGGAUGCUAAAUGGACAUCAGCUUGGUUUCCUUUUAUAUUCUUUUUCUAGAAAUAUGCUAAAUGAUUUCAGUAAAUAAAAUUUUUAUGUCAUAGAAUUAGUUGGACUGAAGCCUACAAUAUUUUUAUUUUAUGUGUUUUAUAGCAUGUGUUAUACUCUGCAUGUGUGAAUGUGUGAGGAUAUUUUGAACAAUUUGUGGGAAGUGGAAUUAAAAGAUGCUGCAUAUCUUCCAUUAACAUUUUGAGAUACUUUCAUAUGUAAAUAUGAGCGUGAUUACAGAAAAAAAAAACAGCUGAACUUUUUAUGAGUGA